UAUCAACUACUCGCGCUUCGCUGGAGCUCGGCGUGCGUUUUUUUUUUUUUUUUCCCAUAGCUUCUGAGAGUUUUUGGAAAGAGGGUGGCUGCCAUUUUUUAAUCUUCUUUGUCCGUGAUCGGUUUAGCUUGGCUUUGCUGUAAGGAGGAGAGCAUCAGAACUGAGCUUAACCUCGUUGGUUGUGUCAGCGUGGAAGAUUCAUCUUAACGUGCGGUCGGUCUGACGAAAAGGCAUCUCUGAAGAUAUCGGCUUGAUUCUUUGGUGGAGAUAUCGAUUCUCCUAGAACAAGACAAUCUGAUGCCUUGUUUUCCUUCAUUUUUCAAGCGCAGCAGAGCUUGCUUAGUUAAACUAAGAGGAGAGGUCGAUGACGAGGUUUCGGGAAUUCAAAAUACAAAAUUGUUCAAGUAUAAAGACUUGGUCAAAGCAACCGAAGAUUUUAGUCGAUCCAACAAAAUUGGUCAUGGGGGUUUUGGUUCUGUAUACAAGGGUGAACUUGAAGAUGGUACCUUGGUUGCCGUGAAGGUAUUAUCGGCUGAGUCGAGUCAAGGAGUGCGGGAGUUCUUGACAGAGAUAAACAUGAUUGCAAAUAUAGAGCAUCCUAACCUAGUUAAGUUGCACGGUUGCUGUGUGGAAGGACAGCAUAGGAUCCUGGUAUACGGUUAUCUUGAGAAAAAUAGCCUCGCUCAAACACUUCUUGGCGGUUCCAACAGUGGCAUCCAAUUUCAAUGGCCUGCACGACGUAAGAUUUGCAUAGGCGUGGCGAUGGGGCUAGCAUUCCUCCAUGAGGAAGUCCAACCACCGAUUAUCCAUAGAGAUAUAAAAGCAAGCAAUAUCCUGCUAGAUCGUCAGCUGGAGCCCAUAAUUUCAGAUUUUGGUCUUGCGAAACUUUUUCCAAGCAACAUGACUCAUAUCAGCACCCGUGUUGCCGGAACAGUGGGUUAUCUGGCACCAGAGUAUGCAAUGCGAGGUCAGUUGACAAAUAAAGCAGAUAUAUACAGUUUCGGCGUACUGCUUUUGGAAAUUGUUAGUGGGAGAUGCAACACAAACCGUAAAUUACCGGCUGAAGAACGAUAUCUUCUUGAUGUGGCAUGGAAGCUGCACGAGAAAGGGGAGCUAAUGAGCUUAGUGGACGCAUCUCUGGAUGGGGAAGAUCAUAGGGAAGAGGCAUGCUUAUACAUGAAGAUCGGUCUUCUAUGCGCACAGGGUUUAUCAAGGCUUCGUCCAUCCAUGUCAACUGUCGUGAAGAUGCUAACGGGCUUUGCUGAGGUUAAUGACAGUGAGAUAUCGAGACCUGGGUCACUUACAAAUUUCUUGAAUAUAAUUGCUGAAGAAGGUCCAAAAGGUCACCCAAAGGAUUCAUCUUCCACUGCAUCUGGGGAGUCAAGCGGGCCAGAAAAAUCAUCUCUGUGGUCGAAAGACAUGCCUAGCUCAUGUGCUACAAUGACCUUCAAUUCUAUUUAUGAUAGGAGCAUUUAAAGUGCGAUGUAGAUUUUGCACGUAAAUGUAGAAUAGAUAUUUGAGAAACUUUAUUGUGCUAAGUUCCGCUGUACAUAGUAUUCUGGCUUGGGUAGGUAUUCCGAGUUGCCUCGUCUUUUUCGAAACUUCUGCGCUUCUUAAACGGGCUUUAUUUGUAAUGUCUAACUUCAGAAAUUAGCUGUCAAGCUUCAAUUUCGAAGAAGAGCAAGUGUUGGAAAUAGUAUUUUUUUUUCCUGA
Eucalyptus grandis is the source of this 1713-nucleotide messenger RNA. RefSeq names its product cold-responsive protein kinase 1. Lineage: Eukaryota; Viridiplantae; Streptophyta; Magnoliopsida; Myrtales; Myrtaceae. The coding region runs from base 298 to 1476 and encodes 392 amino acids. Gene Ontology annotation, biological process: protein phosphorylation. The record is from RefSeq and is a predicted model, not a curated record. Gene Ontology annotation, molecular function: protein kinase activity; ATP binding. The transcript has 7 exons.